Linum tenue is the source of this 219-nucleotide messenger RNA. The record is from the annotation of a GenBank genome assembly. NCBI's taxonomy places the organism in Eukaryota, Viridiplantae, Streptophyta, Magnoliopsida, Malpighiales, Linaceae.
GAAGACUACGGAAUCACCAUCGACAACGUUAUCCACUUGGUCCUCAAGCUCUCUGACCUCCUCCUUAUUACCGUGCGCACCACCUGUGGCCAGGAAAUCGAGUUCCGCGUCAACCGUUAUCGAAACGUCAGAUACCUAAAACACCACAUCUUCCAAGAGGGAAAAGGCUUCCCUCGUCAACGAGCAAGAGAUCUUCUACAAUGGUUAAAGGCUCAAUGA